Messenger RNA from Onychostoma macrolepis, 966 nucleotides. It is a transcript of the gene her2, whose product is annotated as hairy-related 2. The transcript has 2 exons. Gene Ontology annotation, cellular component: nucleus. Gene Ontology annotation, biological process: regulation of neurogenesis; regulation of transcription by RNA polymerase II; anterior/posterior pattern specification. Gene Ontology annotation, molecular function: DNA-binding transcription factor activity, RNA polymerase II-specific; protein dimerization activity; RNA polymerase II cis-regulatory region sequence-specific DNA binding. Lineage: Eukaryota; Metazoa; Chordata; Actinopteri; Cypriniformes; Cyprinidae. The coding region runs from base 175 to 627 and encodes 150 amino acids. The record is from RefSeq and is a predicted model, not a curated record.
CCAGAAAAGGAGGAUCAGGCUAAUUUAAACUUUCCCUAUUGACCCGUCAGCCGCAUUCUGAUUGGCUCAAAAGUGUGGGAAACAGAAGACGCGCAAGAUCAGGGCGCAUAUAAAGGGCCACUUUAGGAGAAGAAACACACACGAUCAAGUGACAGCACACACACUGCAGUAAGAAUGGCGCCUACUGUUUGCAAACUCACUCUGGCUGGAAAGGAUAAAACUAAAAUGAGGAAACCAGUGGUGGAGAAGAUGCGCAGAGAUCGUAUUAACAGAUGCAUCGAACAGCUAAAAGUUCUUCUGAAAGCCGAGAUAAAAGCCAGCCAGCCCUGCUCUAAACUAGAGAAGGCUGACGUCUUGGAAACGGCUGUCAUUUACCUGAAGAACAACACGUGCCCGCGGGCGUCGUCUCCGAGCGCGGAUGCGCAUGCGCAGAGCUACGCCGACGGUUUCUCCAAGUGUAUAGAGGAGACGGCGCGAUUCCUGUCGUUUCACAACCAGCAACAGAUCACCAAGCCAGUUUUAAUGGGACACUUUGACGGAACCCAGCGAGCCAAAGUGAGCGCGCAAGACAGCUGUAAGGUCGCGUCAAAAAGCACCAGAGAACAGGCGCUUUGGAGACCCUGGUGAUCUUCAUAGCAUCCUUAUGAAGACUCGCAGAGAACGGACUGUUUUCUCCAAGUAAAACAUCAUUUUUAUAAAAUGUUGAUGUAGACAGCAGCUGUCAUGCCGCAGAGAAUGUACCAGUCUACCCUAUGCCCGAGUCUGAGAGCUCGCAUUACUUCACCUGUGUGGAGAUGAACUUCACUUACAUAUUGUAAAAAUGAGUACUGUGUCACCUCAUUCUGUUUCUGUUGAAAAUAAUCUUUUAAAUGAGAUUCGUAACCUUUAGAGGUGUUAAAUCUGUCAUAUUGAUGGAAGUGUGUAAAUGUGUCUCAUGUUGAGUUCAGGAUAAAAAUAAACUAAAGU